AUGAAAGUCCUUGCUUGGAAUGCUCGUGGGCUUGGGAACCCACGAGGCAUUCGCCACCUCUGCGCUUUGACAAAGAGGGAAGCUCCCGACGUUCUUUUCCUUCAAGAGACCUGGCUUAGUGUUCGAGAUGCUGAAAACUGUAAGUUUAAACUUGGUUUUUCUAAUUGUUUAGCAGUAUGUUCAAAUGGUAGAAAAGGGGGUCUUGAUCUAUAUUGGGGGAAAGAAGUAGCACUUUCUAUUGUUAAUUUUUCUUCAAUUCACAUAGAUGCUGAAAUUAGUGAUGACAAUGUAGUUGGAGGGCGUUGGUUUUUAACAGCUUUGUAUGGGGUUCCCGAAACCCAUUUACGGCAUAGAACCUGGUCUCUCCUUAGGAGUAUUAGACGCUCACGUGGGGAGGCAUGGUUAGUCAUGGGUGAUCUGAAUGAAACGAUGUUCCAUCAUGAGAAACAGGGGGGGAAUCCUAAACCGGAAGUUCAGUUAUCUGCUUUCCGAGAUGUUGUUGAGGAGUGUGAGUUGCGUGACUUGGGGUUCAAUGGGUAUAAAUUUACGUGGUCAAAUAUGAGGGAAGGUUCUGCUUGUAUCAAUGAACGUGUGGAUAGGUUUCUUGCCAAUUCCACUUGGUGGAAUUCUUAUCUGAAUGCGAAGGUGGUUCAUGGCUUUGCGGCUUAUUCUGACCAUCUUCCGAUUUGGUUGGAAUUGGAGGGUGAUACAAAUUUUCUUCAUAGAAAGAAAAAACUAUUUCGGUUUGAGGAAAUGUGGGUUGGAAAUCUAGAUUGUGAAGCUAUCAUUAAGGAUACAUGGCAAAUGGGUAAUGUUUAUUCAUGA
Carya illinoinensis is the source of this 825-nucleotide messenger RNA. RefSeq lists its product as uncharacterized. The transcript has a single exon. Gene Ontology annotation, molecular function: catalytic activity. Lineage: Eukaryota; Viridiplantae; Streptophyta; Magnoliopsida; Fagales; Juglandaceae. Bases 1 to 825 code for a protein of 274 amino acids. The record is from RefSeq and is a predicted model, not a curated record.